AUGCCUCAACUCCAAACGCUCAACCUUUCCGACAAUCAAAUCACGGAAAUACCGGCAGAGUUCCCAUCUGCAGUACCUAACCUCGUCCAGCUAUUACUCUUUGGUAAUUUGUUGGCGUCAUUACCAGAUACGAUUGGUAGUGCUUGGGCACAGCUGCAGAAUUUGCAGCUCGGAUCUGAAUUUUCGGGGAAUCGACUAACGAAGCUACCGUUGAAUAUGCCGCCCGCGCUGCAAGUGCUGGAUGUAUCCCACAACCAGCUGAAGGAUAUGCAAUCAUUAUUAAGGCUGACUUACCUUGUGCAGCUGGAUGCAUCAUAUAAUCAUUUGCGAGCUUUGCCUAAAUCAGUAGCAACAACAUGGCAGCGUAUUCAGACGAUCAACAUCAGUAAUAAUCAAAUACGAUUGUUACCAGAAGGCCUUGUCGAUUUGAAUAACCUAGAGCUGCUCAAUGUCUCAUACAACCUUAUCAACGUAUUUCCGGAAGGAUUACUGGAGAACCGCCAACUAAAUGUUAUGAUCACUGGUAAUCCAUUAUCGUAUCCUGGGGAGCAUGGCUCAGCUUUCACCAGAGUACUAGCAGAGCAGCGACACCGACGUCGAUCAAGUAUUUCUUCAUCCAUGUCACCAUCAUCUUCAGACGGCGACAGCAGCGGCAGUAGUAGCAACUCGGAAUCCGAUGAUGGUAGCGGGGAUAGCAGUGACAGUGGCAUAAACGAAAUUGACAGCACAACAGUCCUGGAAGGCCAUAAUGUGAAUGACGAUAACAACAACAACUUUCUUCCAGAUGAUGAAAGCACACUCUUAAUAAAUCAUAUGACAUCAUCCAGUAGCCGAAUUUAUACACCAGAGUAUGACGAAGAUGACGGCCAUUGUGAUCCAGGCGUUAAUUCCCUUUACGAGCUGGCAUUCCGACAAAUCCUACAGUCUCCUUCGGACACAGUGCCGCCUAAUCUCUUACCAGACCAUCUUUCAAAGAUCCGCGACGGUGAUAAACAGGCUCAUAUGUGCGUUGUAUGCAAAGGUCCUUAUCUGCGGGAAUGGGUAUCGUCCACAUACUGUAGGAGUUAUCGAGGGUACCCAUCCGUGUCACGCAAGAUCCGCUUCUGUUCAAGACAAUGCUCUAGACGGCAUGCCGAAAAAGCAAGAGUGAUCGCUGAGCGACAAUCCACGAUGCGUAUGCCACCUGGUCCGAUCGAUUUUGGGUCAUUUGAAUGGAUCGCUGCCGCUGCAGAUGCGGCAGCUGAACAGCAAGCUGGCGAAGAAGACUGGUUUUGA
Molecule: messenger RNA, 1275 nt
Organism: Zychaea mexicana
Lineage: Eukaryota; Fungi; Mucoromycota; Mucoromycetes; Mucorales; Lichtheimiaceae
Exons: 1
Coding region: 1-1275 (424 amino acids)
Molecular function (GO): protein binding
Source: RefSeq, a predicted model, not a curated record